CGAAAAAUCGAUGCCUGCCAUCAAAAUGAAAUGCCUACUGUAUUUCAUUGUGAUACUCAUAAUUCAAGCGAAUGUUCCAGGAAGUGUUCAAGAUUCUCCAGAAGCAUAUAAUAUUCUCGAGCCAAACCUCGGAGGAUGCCCUCGUACUUCGGACCGAAUCAAGUUUUGUAGUGCAAAAUUCAAUUCUUCCAUUAGAAAUAAGGUUUCGCCGCUGACAUGUGCUCACCAAUGGUGUUCUUGUGCAAUGGAAAUCCCAGAGGGCGAAGAACAUUGUAAGGAUCAUGUACAGUCGGCGUGCCUAAAAUUGAAAUCUGAUGCCAAAGAAGGAAAAAUCAUCUUAGCGAAGCCGAAGUUUGAUAUCUCCAUGAACAUGAAGCAAACUUUGAGAGAGUUGGAAAAUAAUUGCACGGUUCAAAUUAUGGAAGGUGAUGAUAACUUGAGAGUUGAACAAUUGUUCAAAUUGACUCUUUCCAACAGGUGCAUCAACGAGCAUUCUCAACAACUGGAACAAGCUUUAAUUGAGGAGGAUACAAAUACUUCUGUUUCCUUUGAUAUUCCAUUUGAUUGGUUCCGGUGUGGAUGGGAGCAUGGAGCCAUCGGAAUAGUAUUUAAUCGAAAGUGGGUCAGCGAAUCAUGUGGAGAACAUUCAGCUGAAAUCAAUAACUGUUGUGCGAAACACUAUAAUUGUUAUAUGAACCAACGUGGAUACAACUUAUGUGACAAGACAGCUCGAGAAUGUCAUAAGUCAGUCGUAUUGAGCAGUCAUCAAGAGUCCUGCAAAGCCUUUUCUGAGAAACUUCUGAAAAACCGGGUAGAUGAGGAAAUAUAUAAAACUAUCGGGACAAAGGAGGUCGAAACCCAAUUUGUGACGUUCGACGGGAAUCUUCACGCAGCGAUGAAACCAAUGGGUACUCUGAAUUCAAUCCUCUCUGCUACUGUUCACAAGAUUCAACCUCACCCAGUGAUCAAUGCUACUCUUCGGCACCUUUUCGAUAAUGAUGUGUACAAAUAUGGAUGGUCCAAUAGAAUUGAAAUCGAUUCUUGUAUACUCCGUUUCGAACAUUGCAAAACACUGGAUAAAAUAGAUUAUUGUUUGAUACAACUUCGAGGCUGCAUUUUGAGCAUUGAUAACGAAGAUGCGGAUUUCAAAUCAACGACCAAAACAAUUUAUGCCACUAUCGAUGAGUUGAUCAAGAUUCCAGAAGAAUCUUGGUGGAGCACGAUUUUGCCUGUAAUUGCCAUCAUCAUUUCAAUAUUCGUUUGUUUCUGUGAUAUCUUCCGUUGUGUUAAAUUUUUGAAAAAAAAAAUUUGGAGAACUGAACAUCAAGCGUUAUCGCCCCCGAACGGACAAGCUGAAAACAAUGCCGAUGGGGAGAACAACGAAUAAGAAAUGGAACAUCGAUCUAUGAAAGUAAUGAAUUGUUCGUCCGUGUAUUAAGUUAUUUCUCGAUGUUCCUUUUUCGUUGUUUCUCAGUGUCCUUUUAUUUUCUCUAAAAAUGUUUUCAACAAUUCACAACCAAUACUUGUAUGUCAGUACUGUAAUUUCAAAAAGCAUA
Messenger RNA from Caenorhabditis elegans, 1556 nucleotides. RefSeq lists its product as uncharacterized. The record is from RefSeq and is marked reviewed. The coding region runs from base 11 to 1387 and encodes 458 amino acids. The transcript has 8 exons. NCBI's taxonomy places the organism in Eukaryota, Metazoa, Nematoda, Chromadorea, Rhabditida, Rhabditidae.